Molecule: messenger RNA, 997 nt
Organism: Grammomys surdaster
Lineage: Eukaryota; Metazoa; Chordata; Mammalia; Rodentia; Muridae
Gene: Cisd1
Product: CDGSH iron sulfur domain 1
Exons: 3
Coding region: 92-418 (108 amino acids)
Biological process (GO): regulation of autophagy
Cellular component (GO): intracellular membrane-bounded organelle; mitochondrial outer membrane
Molecular function (GO): 2 iron, 2 sulfur cluster binding
Source: RefSeq, a predicted model, not a curated record
GUGGGCCCCGAGGUCGCGUCUUGCCCAGGUCUCCGAGGUCCCCCAGCGCUCGCUCGCGCGGUCCUGCCACGGCCUUCCCGCUGCCCGCGCCAUGGGCCUCAGCUCCGACUCCGGUGUGCGAGUUGAGUGGAUCGCGGCCGUUACCUUUGCUGCUGGCACAGCCGCUCUGGGUUACCUGGCGUACAAAAAGUUCUACGCGAAAGAGAAUCGCACCAAAGCUAUGGUGAAUCUGCAGAUCCAGAAAGACAACCCGAAGGUGGUGCAUGCCUUCGACAUGGAGGAUCUGGGGGAUAAGGCCGUGUACUGCCGAUGCUGGAGGUCUAAAAAGUUCCCGUUCUGUGAUGGGGCUCACAUAAAGCACAACGAAGAGACUGGCGACAACGUGGGACCUCUGAUCAUCAAGAAGAAAGAAACUUAAUGGACAGUUGCGAGGCUGCACCCCAGCGUGUUGUGAUGUCACCCGAUCAUUUAAUUAGAAUGGCACCCAACCCACCGUCCGAUUGGCCUCCCCGGGUUCUAGAUGUGGUUGGUACUUGCAAAUCGCAGCUUACAUUUUCAUGGCAUCGGCCUUGCUAUCGAAACAUUUUGGUGCACAUUUGUUGAAAGAAGAAGAAGAAAAAGAAAGGCUAAACCAACCUCAUGCUAUAUGGGUUAUUUUGGUCUUGUAAGGAUCCGUUCCUUUAAAAUAAUGGUCUUAGAAUAUAGUUGUAUCUUGAGGUUAAAGUAUUAAAUUAUUCCAAAAUCAUGUACAUGUACACUGUACUUGUCCGUUUAAGGGGAAAUCUUUUCUUAUUCGUUAACUUGGAAAGUAAUGGGGUGUGAUGAAGUUGCAUUGAUUUCUUACACCGGAGGAGAACCCUGCCGUGAGCCUGCCUCUCCUUCUGGUUGAGGUCAUGGCAUGGAUUCAGCCUGUGUGCUUUCAUGUGUUCAGUCAGAGUUAACCGAAUAUUGUUCUUAAACUCCUCGCCCGGGUCACCAAUAAAGGGGCAACAACUUC